AUGGACUUACCAGAUAACACGUCGACAACAUCCUCUUCGUCUUCGUCACGCAGCACAGUGUCCGAUGUGGCAGAGUCGUUAAGCUCGGUGGCUUUACUCCAUCCAAAUAAUGAGCAAAAGACCAUGACAGGGUUUCCACCGGAAAUCAUCCUUCAAAUUUACCGGCAUCUCAACAGCGCUUCCGACAUCACAGCACUAAACAGUACAUCAAGGAGGUAUAACUCGAUCUGGCGGAUAAAUGCGGCGUCAAUCUCCGCUGCAGUCCUCUCUCGAAGCAUCGACUGCUACAACAGCGCGUUCGAGCUGUUCGAGAUUGAGGAGCGUGUAAAACAGAUCUACUGCAUCAUACUCCCUCAGUCCGCAGUUCUGAAGCGUCUGCGCCUAGCACAGAAACAAGCGCAAGACGUCGUCCGGCAAGGUCGCCGCAAUGAUCGCUGCGAUCACACCUCGAGUGAUAUUCUCUAUCGUGGAGUCCUCUACCGCAACGAGGAGCUGCUCUCUGCGGCCAGGUGUGCGUCCUAUCUGCUUAGGCUGAUUGAGGAUCGAGUGGUGUAUACUGGCGGAACAUCACUGGAUGAGUUGGACCGAGAGAUCACUCCAUCCAGUCACCAUAUCAUCGUUGCAUUCCACGAAUUGAUGAUCCUCAUACGUUUGAGGCUCCUCGAAGCGAUGCAGGCUCGCUUGAAGAACAUGCGCAAAGAGAAGAUCCGAAAGAUGUUGUAUGUCGCCACGUACUUGGUCCGCGACUGUCCCGACAAGAAGAAGAUCCGACUGGGUAUCUCACGGGAGAAAAUCCGUCGGAGUUCGAUGGUUGAUGACAUGGAUUUGGCCUUUAGACCUAGGUGCUAUGUGAUCGUUCAUGCCAGGCGGGCUUUCUUCGCAAUUGCGGAUGCCGUCGGAGAAGCCCGCAUCCCCAACUACCUGCUCGACAACCGAUCGGGCUGUCAUGGAGACUGUGAAGAUAUUGGGAAAAUCGAGGGGAUGUAA
Messenger RNA from Letharia lupina, 987 nucleotides. RefSeq lists its product as uncharacterized. Bases 1 to 987 code for a protein of 328 amino acids. Lineage: Eukaryota; Fungi; Ascomycota; Lecanoromycetes; Lecanorales; Parmeliaceae. The record is from RefSeq and is a predicted model, not a curated record. The transcript has a single exon.